This is a messenger RNA of Lepisosteus oculatus (spotted gar), 1896 nucleotides long. It is a transcript of the gene nr5a5, whose product is annotated as nuclear receptor subfamily 5, group A, member 5. The record is from RefSeq and is a predicted model, not a curated record. NCBI's taxonomy places the organism in Eukaryota, Metazoa, Chordata, Actinopteri, Semionotiformes, Lepisosteidae. Gene Ontology annotation, biological process: regulation of transcription by RNA polymerase II; hormone-mediated signaling pathway; tissue development. Gene Ontology annotation, cellular component: RNA polymerase II transcription regulator complex. Gene Ontology annotation, molecular function: zinc ion binding; nuclear receptor activity; RNA polymerase II cis-regulatory region sequence-specific DNA binding.
CAGGCCAGGCCUCUCCUGGGAGCGCGGAGCUGUUCCCGGGGUGGGGAGCCGGGUUUAUGACCCUGCUGGCGGAGCAAAGUCCGAGCGCAGGCACUGGGAGCCACCUCUCCCCUCUCCCCGCUCUCUCCCUGUCGCUGCCUCGGCUGGCGUCUCUCGCAGUGAGAUCCCCGGACUUUGGGGGGGAUCGGCGGCAGGGCUCUCUCCCGAAAUGAGCGUCUUUUCCUCGGACCCGCCCUCGGAGCUGCCCUUCCUUCCCGGAGAUUUCAUCCAGGAGUUUCUGGGGAAGGAGGCCUCUUCUGCAUCCCCGCCGGUGAAGCUGGAGGCCCCUCAGGAAUCGUGUCCGAUUUGUGGGGACAGGGUGUCAGGAUACCACUACGGCCUGCUGACCUGUGAAAGCUGCAAGGGCUUCUUCAAGAGGACGGUGCAGAACAACAAGCAGUACGCCUGUGCCGAGAGGCAGCGCUGCCCCAUCGACACCACGCAGAGGAAGCGCUGCCCCUACUGCCGCUUCCAGAAGUGUCUGAGCGUGGGCAUGAGGAGGGAGGCGGUGAGAGCCGACAGGAUGAGAGGGGGGCGCAACAAGUUCGGGCCCCUGUACCGGAGAGACCGGCAGCUGAAGCAGCAGAAACGGGCUGAUCUCCACAGCGCCCCCUGCAGGUUCAAAGCGGAAAGCCCGGCGGGACAGUCCGGCGCGACGCACGGCUUUCAGGCGGCCCUGGCGUCUGUUCCCACCCCCCCAGAGCCCCCCCCCGCCGCUCAGUGCGCCCAGCCGCAGCUGCAGGGGUUCUGCAGGGGGCAGGCCCCGGCACCAGCGCACACCCUCUGCCCCCGAGCCGUCCUGAACGAGAAACCCCCGGCCCACCCGAGCUACCCCCCGCAGGGGCUCUACAGCCACGCGCCAGCCCGAUUUCCCCUGCCCGCCCUCCCGCGCCCCCCCGCGCCCGCCGGCCUCUCCGAGAUGCUGCGCUGGGAGCCCGAGGAGUCGCAGCUGUGCGCCCGCAUCCUGGCCUGCCUGCAGAGGGAGCAGGCGAGCCGGGGCAAACACGAUCGGCUCAACACCUUCGGGAUCAUGUGCAAGAUGGCGGAGCAGACGCUGCUGGGGCUGGUGGAGUGGGCGAGGAGCUGCGCCGUCUUCAAGGAGCUGCCGGUGGAGGAGCAGAUGGCCCUGCUGCAGGGCUGCUGGAGUGAGCUGCUGGUGCUCGACCACCUCUACAGACAGGUGGCUUAUGGGAAAGAAGGCAGCAUCUACCUGGUUACCGGGCAACAGAUUGAGGUGUCCACUGUGCUGUCCCAGGCGGGGGACACUUUGGCCAGUCUGGUGUCUCGAGCACAGGACCUAGUGUCCAGACUGCGGACACUGCAGCUGGACAGACAGGAGUUUGUGUGUCUCAAAUAUCUUGUGCUUUUCAACCCAGACACGAGGGGCCUGGGGGCCGGCGGGCAGGUGGAGCGGGUGCAGGAGGGUGUGAACCGGACCCUCAUGGAGCACACCAUGGCGGCGCACCCGGGCCAGACGGACAAGUUCGGCCAGCUGCUGCUGAAGCUGCCGGAGGUGCGCGGCCUGAGCCUGCAGACGGAGGAGUACCUGUACCUGCGGCACCUGCAGGGAGACCUGCCCUGCAACUCCCUGCUCACGGAGAUGCUGCACGCCAAGCAGGCCUGAGGAGCGGCCCGGGCACUCCACACCUGCUGCCCCUGCCAGCACGGGCGCUCCGCUUUCACCCGGACCCCACAGACGGACCGUCCCGCCUCACACCCUCCGAUUCCAGCUUCGGGGAUCCAGAGGAGGGUGGGGGCAGCAUUCAAGUGAGCGUGUGGGCAGCUCACAACUGGCUGCCCACUGGAGCUCAGCAGGUGUGAGCCUGGCCAGUACCUGGAUGGGAGACCUCCUGGGAA